Molecule: messenger RNA, 657 nt
Organism: Saccoglossus kowalevskii
Lineage: Eukaryota; Metazoa; Hemichordata; Enteropneusta; Harrimaniidae
Source: RefSeq, a predicted model, not a curated record
AAAGCAACACUUCCUAGUACACACGCGAAUCGAAAAUACUGUCUCACCAUGAAGUUGUUUUUUGAAGCGAAUUACAAUGCGAUUGCUGCCAGUGUGCCGACUCUCAGUAAUGCCACUACAGCCGUGUAUGCUACCACAGAGCAGGUAAAGAUGGUGACGGCAAGAGAGCUCGCUGACACGACGUAUGACGAUAUAACUAUUAUUGGCGCCGCAGCGUGUAUGACUAUUAUGAUGUUGGUGUGUGUCGUCCUCGCUAUCCGUUCAGUUAUAAGUACAAAAUACAAAAAAGAAAAGGAAUAUUCGAUGUCUAAUACACAGGAUUCCGGUGAGAAUGGUGAAGAUCCCUUUGUCAUAAAUCUACGAGAAAUGGGAAUGAUUUGAUCGAGUGGAGAUGACGUCAUAUGUCAAGCAUUCACAGUGCCUGGAGUGAAGUCAUCGUUGCCACAGCAACCGGAGUGAAGUUUUAUUUCGUAAUGUGUUGAAGUGUGUUCUUAUAGUGUUCAUUCCACAUACAAACUGUACAGGGCGGAUCUUAAUUUAGACAAUUUUAGUCUAAGCUUGUCUGUAACGAUAAUGUAAUCUUCACAAUAAUUCAAAAUAUAUCGUGCACUCGUUGAGUGUAAUCUGUGAAGAAAACUGCCAAUUAGUUAUCUUUUU